CCUGUCGCCCGCAGUGAGGAGACUCUCAUCCAGGGAGCGGACUAAUGGCGGCCGGCGGAGCCGUGCGCUCACUCUGAGCACGCAACACAUACUGCGCUCGGCGCCGCAGACGGAUCCACACAACCUCCCGGACGGGACGAGCGGUUUUUAUCGACGGAGAAAGGGGCGGGGGAUUGGUGUGAACGCACCCGCGGUCGUGCGGCGACUUGUAGCGGGACACUGCUAUUUAAAAAAAUGGAUGAACACCCCGGCGGAGGAGGAGGAGGAGGAGGAGUAGGAAUGGCCACAGCGAGACAGCAGCAAGCGCCGCAGCAGGGGAAUCAUAACAGUGUUAAUCCUCCGAUCGGGCCCGGCGGAACGGCGCCUGUCGUCCAGCAGCAGCAGGACGAAAUGCCGCGGCCGCAGCAGUACACGAUCCCGGGAAUCCUGCACUACAUCCAGCACGAGUGGGCCCGAUUCGAGAUGGAGAGGGCGCACUGGGAAGUGGAGCGGGCCGAGCUGCAGGCUCGCAUAGCAUUCCUCCAGGGAGAGAGAAAAGGUCAAGAAAAUUUGAAGAAUGACCUGGUUAGAAGAAUAAAAAUGUUAGAAUAUGCAUUAAAGCAAGAAAGAGCAAAAUACCAUAAAUUAAAAUAUGGCACAGAACUAAAUCAAGGUGAGGUCAAAAUGCCCAGCUUUGAAUCAGAAGAUACCAAAGACACAGAGGUGCCCGCUGUACCACAGAACAGUCAGUUAACCUGGAAGCAAGGCCGGCAACUCCUAAGACAGUAUCUUCAAGAAGUAGGUUACACAGACACGAUAUUGGAUGUGCGGUCACAACGGGUGCGAUCUUUACUGGGGUUAUCUGGCUCAGAGCAGAAUGGCUCAGUGGAAACCAAGAACCUGGAGCAAAUCCUCAACGGAGGAGAGUCUCCAGCCAAAAGGAAGGGACAAGACAUGAAAAGGAAUCCAGGAGACGUCCUGGAGACAUUUAACUUCUUAGAAAACGCAGACGACAGUGAUGAAGAGGAGGAUGAAGAGGGAGACUUAAUGGAAGACAUCUCGAACAGGACUGAUAAACAAAGAGUAAAAAAACACAAAAUUAAGGUGGGAAAUGAGGGUUUGGCAUCGGACCUUCCAGAUGACCCGGACACGGAAGAAGCACUGAAGGAAUUUGAUUUCCUAGUGAAUGCUGAGGACGGCGAGGGCGCAGGCGAGGCUCGGAGUUCAGGAGAUGGCACAGAGUGGGCUGAACCACUGCCAUUUCCAUCCGGAGGGGGAAAGUCCUUUAUCAUGGGCUCGGAUGAUGUGUUGGAAAGUGUGUUGGGCCUGGGGGACCUUGCUGACCUGACAGUGUCCAAUGAUGAGGCUGAUUACAGCUAUGAUAUGCCGGCCAAUAAGGACGCAUUCAGGAAGACAUGGAAUGCGAAGUAUACUCUGCGCAGCCACUUUGAUGGAGUGCGUGCCUUGGCCUUCCAUCCUGUAGAACCAGUGCUGGUCACCGUCUCUGAAGACCACACCCUGAAGUUGUGGAACCUGCAGAAGACGGUUCCUGCUAAAAAAAGUGCCUCAUUUGAUGUGGAGCCCAUAUACACUUUCAGAGCGCACAUUGGGCCAGUGCUUUCCCUGGCUAUUACUGCAAGUGGGGAGCAGUGCUUUAGCGGUGGCAUUGACUCAACAAUACAGUGGUGGAAUAUACCCAGCUCUAAUGUAGACCCUUAUGACACAUAUGAUCCCAGUGUUUUGGCUGGCUCAUUACUGGGGCACACUGAUGCUGUUUGGGGACUGGCCUACAGCGGAAUCAAAAACCGACUGUUGUCCUGUUCUGCCGACGGAACCAUCAAGCUGUGGAACCCUCAAGAGAAGUCACCUUGCCUCUGCACAUUUAACUCAGAAAGAGAACAUGGUGUACCCACAUCAGUAGAUUUUAACGGUUGUGAUCCAGCGUACAUGGUGGCGUCUUAUAACACAGGCAGCACUGUCAUCUACGAUCUGGAGACAUCUCAAUCCGUUGUGGAGUUCUCAGCACAGAGAGAGAGCACUCUUCCAGCUGGGAAUCACAUUAAUAAAGUAGUGAGUCACCCCACCCUGCCGGUCACAAUCACAGCUCAUGAGGAUAGACACAUUAAAUUCUUUGACAAUAAAUCAGGUAAAAUUAUCCAUGCAAUGGUGGCUCACUUGGAUGCUGUCACCAGUCUAGCAGUGGAUCCUAAUGGCAUCUACCUGAUGUCAGGAAGUCAUGACUGUUCCAUUCGGCUGUGGAACCUUGACAGCAAAACGUGUGUACAGGAAGUCACUGCUCACAGGAAGAAGUCGGACGAGUCCAUAUACGAUGUUGCCUUUCACCCAUCUAAGGCUUACAUAGGGAGUGCUGGGGCCGAUGCCCUGGCCAAAGUUUUUGUAUAGAAGAUCGCUCAUGAAAGCCUGAGUGAACUCGUCCUCACAAUCAGACAGCAAGAGAAAGAUUCGACUGGUUCACUGCCUUGUGUAACGAGAGUAGCAUUUCUUACACUACAUUGAAGCGGCCUCUGCCACGCCCCCUCACCACUGAACGCACAUACGCAACGAUCCCAGGUGCCAAGCGGUGGACUGUUGGUUUAGCAAGGUCUGGGUGGAGUUCCCACUUAGUUUUAUUUUUUUUUUUUCCUGAAAACAAAAAAUGGAACAAAAAAAAACAUUUAACUGUACUUUACUGUAAGUCAGAGCUGGAGUUACACCAGUGUUUGUCUUCUUUUAAUUGGGUUUGAAAUGAACUGAUAACGUGUACUGUAGGUAUGUUUCAGUGACCAUGGAGAGGUUAAUAUGCUUGUCAGUAGAUCGUCAGUGGCCACAAAGUGGGCAAAGUGCACCAGAGGAACUAAACCCUCCCACCACACAGAGCCACGAACCGAUUUCCGGUCUCACAAGCUGCCCUCUUGACAUUAAUGUAGCAUUAUUGAAAAAAUAAAGACAUUUAAAAAGAACAGUUCAGCUCAAUCAUCUUCAUACAUUAGCAUUAGCCUCAUGACAUUUUGUGUAAAAAAAAAAACAAAAAAACAAAAAAAAAAGUAUAGUUUUUAUAAUCCUUUUUAUAUAAAUGAAGACUGUCGUAACAGUGCUAAAGACGUUUUUAAAUUAAAGGAAAAAAAAGGAAAAAAAGGGAGUGUGAAUAUCAAGCCCUCCAUCUAAACCCUUUCUGACCCUUCACAACUGACCCCGCAUCACUGGAAGCUCUUGAGUCCUAUCCUUAUAAAUGCUACUGUCUGAUGUCGCUGUAACAUUGUUUUAUCACAUCAUGGAAAUACUAAAUGAUAGUAGAAGCACAGUCCGUUUUGCCUCGAGAGCUCUUUAGGUUAUCGACAAAUAAACUGCAGCAUCCUAUCACUAUGUGAUGUUUUUGUACAUCUUACUGUAAUUGAGUUUAUUUAUCACAAGUUAGGCAACUGAACGCUAUUGGCUUAUUAUUUAUUUCACCGUUUCGGGGUAGUCUUAGCCUCUUUUGUAAAACAUGCAGCCUGAGGAUACUUGUAAGAUUGGUCUCUUAAGAAAAUGGAACAGACAUCCAAAAAUGAAUUCUGUUUUUAAUCUCUUUCAUCCUAGGCUGAAAAUGAGGUUGACAUGUACCUCAUUUUGGCAUAACAGUGCUUUGAAGCAUGGGGAGAUUUAUUUUUUCCCCAUUUUUGUUUUUCUUUAUUCCAUUUUUAUAAGUUAAGGGAUCUGGAUAGCAAGUUUGGUGAAUCACAAUUCUAAGUUGUUAGUCUGUCCCUACAUUUUAUCCUGUAAAACCCUUUUAUUUUCAAACAUACAAUUUAUGAUGUAACUAAAGACCUUUUGUUUGUGUAAUGCAUGAUUAAUACAUAAAGUAUUUUUUCUAGUCUUCCCAAAAAAGUAAAA
Colossoma macropomum (tambaqui) is the source of this 3849-nucleotide messenger RNA. It is a transcript of the gene strn3, whose product is annotated as striatin, calmodulin binding protein 3. The record is from RefSeq and is a predicted model, not a curated record. Bases 235 to 2382 code for a protein of 715 amino acids. The transcript is spliced from 16 exons. Gene Ontology annotation, molecular function: protein phosphatase 2A binding; calmodulin binding; armadillo repeat domain binding. Gene Ontology annotation, cellular component: dendrite. NCBI's taxonomy places the organism in Eukaryota, Metazoa, Chordata, Actinopteri, Characiformes, Serrasalmidae.